Aphidius gifuensis is the source of this 798-nucleotide messenger RNA. RefSeq names its product ER membrane protein complex subunit 8 (gene EMC8-9). The transcript is spliced from 5 exons. The record is from RefSeq and is a predicted model, not a curated record. Gene Ontology annotation, cellular component: EMC complex. The coding region runs from base 141 to 758 and encodes 205 amino acids. NCBI's taxonomy places the organism in Eukaryota, Metazoa, Arthropoda, Insecta, Hymenoptera, Braconidae.
CAACACACACAGACACACUCCAAUAUUUAUAUUUACACACCUAUAGUAAUAAUAAUUAAAAAAAAUUGGAGUAAAAUAUAUUAUUAGAAAUUAAUAUUUGAUAGAUAUAUUAAAUUAAAGUUAAUAAAAAAAUAAAAACAAUGGCUAAAAUAUCAAUAACACCAAAGGCAUACUGUAAAAUAAUACUUCAUGCUGCAAAGUAUCCACAUUGUAGUAUAAAUGGUCUACUCUUGUCAAAAAAAAAUAAAAAUGACACAAAAACAUCUGAUUUAAUAAUUGAAGAUGCAAUACCAUUAUUUCAUCAGUGUCUUCAUGUUUCACCUAUGGCAGAAGUUGCACUUGGACUGGUUGAUCAAUAUGCCAGAGAAAAUGAAAUGAUUAUUGCUGGUUAUUAUUUGGCAAAUGAAAUCAUCAAUGAUGUCAGUGCUGAUAAACCUGCACAUAGAAUUGCUGAUAAAAUUGCUGAAAAUUUUUCUAAUGCUGUACUAGCUGUUAUUGAUAAUCGUGAAUUUACCCAAAAUAUGAAUACAAAUGUUUUAAAAAUAUCUCAAUUUAUUGAUGGAAAAUGGAAAGCCAAAGACAAAACAGAUAUUAGUUAUUUUGAUGAGGAUGCAUUAACUGAGGCAGUUGGAGUUUUAAUAAAAGAUGAGAAAUAUCAACAGCUCAUUGAUUUCGAUAAUCAUUUCGAUAACAUUUCACUUGACUGGAAAAAUUCUGAAUUGAACGUCAUUAUCAAAGAAGCAGUAAUUUCACAAUAAAUUAAAAAAUAAUAAAAAAAUUGUUAAUGAAUAUUUUUCA